Messenger RNA from Pseudophryne corroboree (corroboree frog), 2868 nucleotides. RefSeq lists its product as uncharacterized. NCBI's taxonomy places the organism in Eukaryota, Metazoa, Chordata, Amphibia, Anura, Myobatrachidae. Gene Ontology annotation, biological process: G protein-coupled receptor signaling pathway. The record is from RefSeq and is a predicted model, not a curated record. Gene Ontology annotation, molecular function: G protein-coupled receptor activity. Gene Ontology annotation, cellular component: plasma membrane. The coding region runs from base 1 to 2868 and encodes 955 amino acids. The transcript is spliced from 8 exons.
AUGUAUAUCAGGCCAAUUCCUCUGUAUUACAAAUAUCUCCUAACUUUCAUUUUCAUCAUUGAGGAAAUUAACAAAGAUCAGACAAUAUUACCCAAUGUUACUCUGGGAUAUCACAUAUAUGAUUCAUGUGCUCAAGAAAAGAAAGCUGUAAAGAGUGUCCUCCAGAUUUUAUCAGGAUCAGGAAAACCAAUUCCAAACUUUUCCUGUAUGGGACGUAGAAUGUUAUCUGGGUUUAUUGGAGAUCAAAGUUCCAUAACUACUGUUUCCAUGGCACAGAUAUUGGCAGUAUACGGCUACACGCAGAUCAGCUAUGGAGCAACCAGUUAUCUUCUCAGUGACCGCAACCUCUAUCCAACGUUCUACCGCACUGUACAAGGGGACCGAGCCAGUUAUUCUGUGCUAUCAAGUCUGAUCAAGUUCUUUGGCUGGACAUGGGUUGGAGUUUUGGCUUCUGAUGAUGACAGUGGUAAUGAAGAAAUUCAGCUUCUGACAGAACAUCUGACUUCCAAGAGGAUCUGUGUUGCCUACACAAUAAUAUUGAAGUAUUAUAAAUUAGAUGUCUUAUAUGAGAUGAAUAAGAAGAGAGCUGAUAUUAUCAGAAAGUCAUCUGCCCAGGUUAUAAUACUCUGCGGGACAUAUUCUUCAUAUUUAGAUGAACUUUUAGCAGAUUUGAGAGGAGUCAUCAAUGAUAAGACUCUAGUGUUUGGUCCAACAUUUGCCUUAGUUCAAUUUCUACUGGAACAUUACAUGGAUGUAUUUAAUGGAAGUUUGGCCCUUCAACCUUCAUAUCUCCCAAUGCUGGACAUGAGCAGUUUCUAUGACCAUUUCCAGACCAUAAAUUACCCAGAGGACAAGUUACUAGAACAUAUAAUGUUAUUUUGGUUUAAUUGUUUGUCAAGAGAUAGAAAAAUAAAUAACUUAUAUAGUGAAACAUAUAAGAUAUCACUUCUCAACUGUUCUGGGAAAGAACCUAUAACAGAGUUUGAUAGCUUUCACAGCCCAGGACUGACUGAUCGAGUAUAUAAAGCAGUUUAUUCCAUGGCCUAUGCUUUACAUAAUAUGCAUAUGUCCCUUGGUGGGCAGUCUCCCCCCAAAAAACCUCCUUCCUAUGGCUACAGACAUUGGGUGCUUGUAACUGCCAAAAGUUGUCACAGCCAGGGAAGGAAGCCACCCAACAAAGAGAGAAAUGGUUGGCCAGAAACACUCAAAACCACCAGCCAGCAGGAGACCACACAAGACCAGUGCCACCAGACACGCAACCCUUCUGAAUUUGACUUUUUGGAUAUUACCAUUAAAAUAAUUGAUGGACAGUUUACCACUGGUUUGUUUAGAAAGCCUAUGGAUAAGAACACUCUCCUGCUUUCAUCAAGUUUUCAUCCACAACCCAUGAAGAGGGAUCUCCCCUUCUCCCAACAUUUAAAGGCAGCACAAAUAACUUUUGAUAGAAGUAAACUCCCAGGGGCUCUAGACACCAUAGGGAUGAAAUUUGUUGGACAAGGAUAUGAUCUCAAAGAGGAACAAGGUGCUAAUCAGGAAUAUCUUAGUCUCAACAGUGAGGACUUGAUGAGUCCAAAAACAAAGACUGAUGAUUCUACAAGGAUUACACUACAUCGCUAUGUGCGGGAUGAGAGACGUGUGGACGGGGAUCUGGUUUUUAAUAAAAAUGGAGAUUUUGUCACCCCGUAUAAAAUUGUAAAUUGGCUAGCUUUCAAAAAUGGCUCCUUGUUUGUAGUACACGUUGGACGUACAAGGAACGUGGAUGACAAUCACCAGAUUUAUAUUCAGCCGAACAAAAUUGUGUGGAAGAAUGGCAUCAAUGAGAUCAUGAAGUCUCAGUGCUCAGAGAACUGUCAGCCAGGGACCAGGAAAGUGCUGAAAUCUGAUGUAUAUUCCUGCUGUUAUAGCUGUGUCCAGUGCUCUGAGGGGGAAAUAUCCAACGUGAUCGAUAGUGAAAAUUGCCUGAAGUGUGCUGACCACGAGUGGCCCAAUGAGAAGAAGACUCAGUGUGUUCCCAAAGAGUUGGAAUUUCUGUCCUACACAAAUGACACAAUUGUUGACUUAUUCUUAUUAGCAUCUUUUCUGCUUUGCUUUUUGACGUCUUUGAUUCUUAGAAUAUUUAUUUUGCACCGAGACACACCUCUGGUGAAAGCCAAUAACAAGAAUCUGAGCUUCCUCCUCCUAGUCUCCAUCAUGCUGAGCAUUCUCUCUGUGUUCCUGUUCCUUGGACAUCCUGUAGAUGCCACCUGCAUGUUGCGUCAGAUCUCUUUUGGAAUCCUCUUUUCAGGAGCCAUAUCUUGUGUCCUAGGCAAAACUAUCAUGGUUUAUAUUGUUUUUAAAGCCUCCAAACCCCAAAGUCCAUGGAAAUGCUGGAUCAGCACCAAGCUGUCUAAUUGUGUAGUGUUUGUGUGCUCAUCCAUCCAAGUGGUAAUCUGUAUGAGUUGGGUGACUGUCUCUCCACCUUUCCAGGAGCUGGACACUCAUUCUUAUCAGGGAAGGAUCAUUGUCCAGUGUAAUGAAGGUUCUCUUAUUGGGUUUUAUUCUGUCCUGGGAUAUAUGGGAAUCCUGGCAGCCAUUAGUUUUAUUACAGCAUUCUUGGCCAGGACAUUACCGGACAGUUUUAAUGAGGCCAAAUACAUCACCUUCAGCAUGCUGGUGUUCUGCAGUGUCUGGAUCACCAUGAUCCCAGCCUAUCUCAGCUCCAAAGGGAAAUACAUGGUGGCUGUGGAGAUCUUUGCAAUACUAGCUUCAUGUGCUGGACUUUUAGGUUGUAUAUUUUUUCCCAAAUGUUACAUUAUCCUAUGGAGGCCGGAACUAAAUACAAGAAAACAUCUACUUGAGAAAGGAAAUGAUCAUAUGUGUUACUCAUGA